AUGAACUUUUUACUACAAGUAGCGCAAGUAGCGCUUUUGAUGAAUUUUGCUGACGCGGCCAUUAUCGACUUCAAUAGAAACAAUGACACCGCGACUACCAACCGUUCUUCUUCUCAGUCAAAUGUGUAUGAGAUCACCACGGGGACCUCAAGCAGCAGUUCAAAAACCACUAAAUCGAGUACCAAUGAUAUAGUCUCAGCCUCGUCGUCCUCAUUGAAUUUUGGUGCUGAGAGUACCAAGUCAUCCGAAAGUGAUAAUUUGUGGACCUGGUUGACAAAGAGUUCAACUUCUUCGUCAGCUUUGGAAGUUACACAGCCAAGUACUACUUCUGCCAGUGGGAAUAACUAUCUGACAACAAGCUCGAAGAGCUCGGAUUAUGUGGUUUCUUCUGCAGGAUCAUCCAGUGAAAGACAACACUAUAACACGGAUCCAACGACGACUUCGUCCUUUUACUCUGUCUCUGCACAAUCAACCAAGACAACGUCAUCGACGCCGAUUAUUGAUUUCUCCUUCACCUCCAUCUCAUCGAGUGAGUCUUCAUCAACUACUCAAAGGGCUCCUACAAGCUCUCCGAAGUCAGAGACGAGGACGGUAUCUUCACCAUCGGAUACAUCUUCUCAACGUUGGACUUCCCCUUCAUCGUCCUCAUUGUCCCAAUUCUGGACGUUAUCAGGCGCUGAGUCUUAUCAAUGGUCCUCUUCGGCUUCAUCGGAUCCUGAGACUUUCACCGUUUCAGCCACUACAUCUUCUUUCAGUCAGCCAUCAUGGGUUGCAUCAUCAGAGUCGGAAAGUACUUUGUCAUCUACUUCGGUUGCACAAGUUUCUUUCACAUCAUACCCAUUAUCGGUGAGAUACUCAUCUGCGUCAUCUCUUUCUUCGUUUGCUACACCUUCCGCAACAUCUUUGUUUUCCAGCGAGCCUUCAUCAAUUUCUUCGUCUGCAGUGUCAGCUGCAGUGUCGUCAUAUGCUUCGACUCAGACUGCAUGGCCAUCUUCUUUCUCGCUUUCAAGCUCGGAACCUGCUGCAGUUUCCUCAUCUUCUGCCAUUCCAGAAUAUGCGUCUACAACCUCUUCACAAUUUGUUUGGUCGCCAUCUGUGUCAUCGAGCUCUCAACCCGUUUCAGUGAUUUCAUCUUCUGAGAUUUCGCAGUCGUCUGCAGAUUCUUCCUCGGUAUCAUCUGAAUCAACCCAAUACAUUUGGACUCCUUCGUCUUCGUCUUUGGAAUCUGUUUCCACAUUUUCCGCAGCUCCAGAAUCUAUCUCAACACCUGUUUCGACAGCAUCUGUGACAUCAACAGCUCAAGAAGGGGCCUCAUCAUACAUUCCAUCUUCCAGUUCAUCGUUCUCUUGGCAACCAUCCUCAACAUCUUCUUCAAGUGAAUAUGUUUGGACCUCUUCCUUCACGCCAGAAUCUUCUUCUGAGACUCCCCUAACACCAUCCACUUCAUCCAUUCUGGUUCCAUCAUCUGAAACAAGCGUAUCAAUGACAACUGAAUCUUCAAACUCAUCCCCAUCCCCAAUUCCAUCUACUUCCAGCUUUGUCGAGCCUUCCUUUGUGUCAAGUGUACCAGUGCCCAUUUCCCAAUCAACCGAAAUCCCUGAUGCUAGCUCAACAUAUACACCAUCGGCUGUUUCUACCCAAUCAACUCCUAUAUCAGCUUCUUCGUCAGCAACUACUCAAACUACUGAAAUGCCUGCCGUUAGUUCAACGUACACCUCAUCAUCGCUGUCGUUAACUCCUUCAGCUCCUGUUUCUCAGUCAACUGAAAGUGCCUUCGUAAGCUCGAUAUAUUCUCCAUCUUCUGUGUCGACUCCAUCAGCCAUUUCUCAAUCAACCGAAAGCGCCAUCACUAGCUCAACAUAUACGCCAUCUUCCAUGUCAAAUCCACCAGCUCCUUCUACUCAAUCAACCGAAUCCGCUGCCGCAAGUUCAGUGUAUACUCCUCUUUCACCAUCACUAAGCUCAUCGAUCCAAGAGACAUCAACAACUUCCACACCACUUUCAUCAACUGCGGAGCCAUCAACAACAGAACCUUCGACUGUGGAAUCCUUAUCAUCAUCUACUGAGUCUUCAUUAUACUCUCAAUGGGCAAGCUCAGAAGUGACUAUUCCUUCAUCAAUCCCAAGUAUAAGCACACCAAGCACAACUUCUACUCCUGAGUCAUCGACAAUUACCAGCUCGACUUCAAGCGAUGUGUAUUCUCCUGUCGCACCUUCAAUCACAUCAGUAAGUGAAGUUCCAUCUGUGACAGAUCAACCUUCCACCACUCCAUCAACACCAGAACCUUUUGUUUCUUCUACUCCUACCUCUGGGGUUGCUUCAGUCUCAUCUUCAUCAUCAUCAGCAGCUGUGUCCUCCUCUUCGAGCACGACAGCAAACAAUUGGUGGGUUCCAACGCAAAUUGUGACUCAAACUUCUCAAACGACCUCUAGCGGUACUGUCGGUCAAGCCACUGCUACUUUGCCUCAAGCAAUAGCAGCCGCGACUCAAGUCGCUCGACCUGAUGGCUACACUUUGAUCACACUUGGUUUCAAAAGAGCUUUGAACUACAAUUUUGUCGUCUCUAACCCAAUUUCUUCUGCUCAAAUUUUUGCAUUCCUACCAGAGAUGUUGAGAACACCCUUCGAAAAUUCAUACGAAAACAUCACAGUUCAACAAUUGGUUCCAUUACAGUCGAAAGCUGUCAGUUAUCUGGCCACUGUGGCAGAAGUUUAUUUCCCAACUAGUGAGAUCUCUGCUCUUUCUAAGCUGAUCUCGAAUACUUCGAGCAAUCUUUACACAGAUGUUGAGGGACCUGCCAAGUAUUUAGCCUAUCUGAUUGACGCUUCCAUCCCAUUGACUGGCUUGUUGGGAUCAGACACAUCAAACCCAAAUAUGUCCUCAAGAAACUCAAGUUCUUCCACUGGAUCAUCCGACGAUAACUUCAAUAGCGGUGCAUUGGGAACAAGUAUCAAGAACAUUAAUGGAUCAGGAAGCAGUCUAACUUCGAGCAAAAGCAAGAUUGCUGGAUUAGUGGUUGGUGUGGUUGCUGGUGGUUGUACAUAUAUCGCAGCAAUGAUUCUAUUGAUUAGAUUUUUCGUUGUGAGACGUCAACAAGCAAAGAAUGCUAUUAAAUUCCCAGACGAUUCAAGUGAUAGCACCAGCGAGUCCGGUAGCGAUGCACACUAUCACAAACAAGAGAAGGUAACUUUUGAUGAUCAAGAAUCGAUUACGCCUUCUAUGAGGAUCAACAACUGGAUGAAUGAGAGCCAUUACUACGAUGUUGCUGGUCCCGAUAUUCGUGUGGCUCAGAUUGGCAAGAAGGCUACAUCCAUCCCCAAGAUUUCAAGACCUAUAGCUAGUCAAAACUCUUUGGGAUGGAAUGAGAUAUGA
Molecule: messenger RNA, 3372 nt
Organism: Torulaspora delbrueckii
Lineage: Eukaryota; Fungi; Ascomycota; Saccharomycetes; Saccharomycetales; Saccharomycetaceae
Gene: MSB2
Product: Msb2p
Exons: 1
Coding region: 1-3372 (1123 amino acids)
Biological process (GO): cellular bud site selection; fungal-type cell wall organization; signal transduction involved in filamentous growth
Cellular component (GO): plasma membrane; extracellular region; site of polarized growth
Molecular function (GO): osmosensor activity
Source: RefSeq, a predicted model, not a curated record